Schistocerca gregaria is the source of this 6904-nucleotide messenger RNA. RefSeq names its product TWiK family of potassium channels protein 7. Lineage: Eukaryota; Metazoa; Arthropoda; Insecta; Orthoptera; Acrididae. Gene Ontology annotation, molecular function: potassium ion leak channel activity. The record is from RefSeq and is a predicted model, not a curated record. The transcript is spliced from 6 exons. Gene Ontology annotation, biological process: stabilization of membrane potential; potassium ion transmembrane transport. Gene Ontology annotation, cellular component: membrane. The coding region runs from base 137 to 1306 and encodes 389 amino acids.
ACGUCCUUAGCAGUGUUAGUGGCGCACCGGGUCGCGCUGAGCGCUGUGCACCCUUCACUCCGCUACAGUCCACUGAUGUGAUCGGAGGGCUACAGGCUCAACAACGUAACCAUGAGUGUGUUUUAGUGUUUGUGAAAUGUCUGGUGAAGUUAACAAAGAAACUGAAGGAGGGAAGACCUCAAGAAACAAGAGACUCAAAUCGGCUCUUGGUCAUGUGGGUCUUUUGGCAGCGCUAAUGGUGUAUGCAGCUGCAGGAGGAUUGGUGUUCCGGGAGCUGGAGCAGCCGGCGGAGGAGGCGCGGCUGCGCGCACUGGCGUCCACGGUGCGCGAAGAGCGCGCGUGGCUGCUGCAGCGGCUGCACAACCUGACCGCGGGGGCGGGGGCGGACCAGCGCGUGGAGGCGGCGCUGCAGCGCUACGAGGCGGCGCUGGCCGACGCGGUGGGCGGCGGCGUCUCCGUGCCCCCUCCGCCUCCGGGCGAGCCGCCCGUCAGCCGCUGGAACCUGCUGCAGGCCGUCUUCUUCGCCUCCACCGUCCUCACCACCAUAGGUUACGGCAACAUCGUGCCGGUGACGUUCUGGGGGCGUGUCUUCUGCAUCCUGUUCGGGCUGGUGGGCAUCCCGCUGACGCUGACGGUCAUCGCGGACAUGGGCAAGCUGUUCGCCACGGCCGUGCAGCUGCUGCUCGCCAGGAUACGAGACGGCCUGCCUGCGCCCCUGCAGGAGGUGCUGAGCUCCUGGAACUCGGCUGGCAGUGGCGCCGGCGGCGGCCUGCAGAUGGCGGGGCGGCGCUCGCUGACGGCGCUGGCCGCGGUCGCCUUCCUGCUGCUCUACCUGGCGGCCGGCGCCGGCAUCUUCACGCUCUGGGAGGACGAGUGGGGCUUCCACGAGGGCUUCUACUUCUGCUUCAUCACCAUGACCACCAUCGGCUUCGGCGACCUGGUGCCCCGCAAGCCCAAGUACAUGCUGCUGUGCACGCUGUACAUCCUGGUGGGGCUGGCGCUGACGUCGACCAUCAUCGAGCUGGUGCGGCGGCAGUACGCGCAGUCGUGGCGGCAGCUGCAGGCGCUGUCCGGCCCGCUGGCGGACGCGCUGCGCAGGAUAGGCGACCGCGGCACCGGCGCCAUCGACGUCAACGCCCUCUCCAGGAUGCUCACCGUCAUCUCCGUGCCCAAGGGAUUCAAGGGCGGCGAGAAAGGUGCAAAGGAACGAGCCGAGUGGGAGCAGGCGAUGGCCGUUGUGCUGCGCGAUCUGUCGCGGCCGCAGCACCAGCCGCCCGUCAUCGUCAUCUACGAGUCGACCGUCUAGUGUCUGGGCCGCCAAGCCAGCUACCCAGCCAGCCACCGCUGACCUGCUGCCGCGUCUCCACUCCCCGCCGUGGGGCGCAGCACUGCAGCGCUCGCUGUUGCGUAACGUCUCAGCCUUCGUUGCAAUUGACACUUGCGGUGCGGACUGUGGUUUCGGUACUGUCAGAGCACAACGAUUCGAGUGCUAGAUCACUUGCCGGAACAUCAUAUGUUGUAACGCGUCGUGUUCUACGCGUUUCUGCGAACAUUUAUCAUAUCUUGUACUUAACAACAUCGGUACAUGUUUACACGAAGUCGCAGAUAACGCACUUUGUCGGAACUCCCUGUGCCGUGUAGUCCGCCCACCUUCGAGGAAAUCUUGUACACUCGAGUGGGGCGAUACACGUGUAAUCUUUGACAGCUGUAAGAUGCUUGUACCGUGGCUUCAAGAAAAGGAGAACUUUUCCUCUAUGACCGUGGCUUUCGAUUUCCUGAGAGCAAUUGAAGAAAACUCUUCUGAUUGCGUUCCGGCGUCGUUGCGCAAAACCUUGCAGUGGUUCGGUCACUUCUGCGGGCAUCUUCAUCAGGUUACUACUCAUGAAGGGUUUACUGACUAUGGUAGAAACAGUUAUAUGACGUAAUAAAAAACAUACGAAAGUUUCUAGAGUAAGUAAAUUUGGAGUCGUGAUGGGUUUCUCACAAUGUUAUCCUCAAGUGAAAGUGACGAAAUGGCAAUCUAUUCAAUGAAAUUCCAACAAACAUGAUGAAAGACUACGACCGUCUUCCUAUUAAUCGUGAACGACAGAGCGAUUUUAAUAGAGUAAUGGUGAGGUUAUUACACUGUUAAUAUUAUUGUUUACAAUACCACAACUCAUAUCACCCACUAUUGAAACAUGAAAACAAUAAAACUGCAAUUGUGCUCAUAUUCUAUUAUUUAAUUUACAGGUAAUAAACAAGUACUGAAAACUAGCCUUUUCCUUAAACUGUCAUGGAAUCCACUGUGAGACAUUCUAAAAUAAAACGUGACUCACAGAAAAUUUAAGGCGUCUUGAAAAGUGCUUUCGAAACUGAAGAAGUCAUUAAAUGUUAAUAUUUUACAGAAAAACGAUACAUGCAGAAAAAACUAUGUAACUGUUCAGUAUUAGAAGAAAUUGACUUACUGAUCGUAGGCAAAAACAGGACUCCCUGUACAAAAAGAUGAGUUUUUCCAUCCACAUGUCAGCGUAAAUUUUAAUAAACUGCGAGAAAUUUCGCUGUGAGGAAGCACAACAUUUCGGUAAUGAGACAAAUGUUACCACAGAAGGCAUAGACAAGCAAGCUGUACUACAAAUUACAAAUUUUUAAUUCAUGUUAACUUUCGUAAUAUCGGGAGAGAGAGAGAGAGGGGGGGGGGGGGGGCAGGAGGGGUGACCUAUGUUUUAUCUGAAGGAUAUAAUGAAAUAUGAAUUUUAAGAACUAAAUUUAUUUCAAGAUUUUAUCUCAGCAUCUUUGCAUCAUAAUUCUUCAUUAUUUCUCUAGUUAACAUUAACUUCUUCCAGUGAGAUACAAUAUUCAGAAAGUGCAAGAUUUGUUUAAGUGCGUAGUCAUUUUCUUUCUACAAAAUGCGUUAUCUUAUCAGAGCAUCCUCAAUGUUGGUCUAAAUCGCCCUUUGGUCAUCACGAUUUACGUUUCCGAAACUCACUUUGGCAGAAUGUUGGGAUAGAUCGAUCAACAAAGCCACAGUCGAUUCCCUCUCCAGUCACUGUCCAACUGAGCUAAUGCUCUACAUCCAGUGAUCCAGAUAUCAACUACGUAACAGGCAGUGAACUUCCUUCUUCAUUCUACAUUUAGCCGAGUUGCUCGAAGACUCCAACAUGUUGCGAUUAUACUCUUUCUGUGCCAUAUUUUAGAUAUUCUACAUACACCAUACAACAGAAAACAAUUCCAAAAAUUUUGAUGAUGAUAGUGACACCAAGGUAUCUGAGUAUCGAAGCCACGGUGCCCCGCCAUCCUUUCUAUUAAUUUCGCUCUCUCAUCCACUAUCCCUCCUCUAACCUUCAUUUUUGCGUCGCAAUUGCUAUAUACGGGGUAUUUAUAAGGCCUUGCAUCAGACAUCUAGGGGUGAUAAUCACGUCAUGAGAACGAACUCUGUGAGAGACCAAAUAUUCGCAGACGCCUCCCAGCGAUGCUAGGUGUCUUGUGUUAUUGGCUAUGUCCCUGAGAAGCGGCAGGACAUAGUGAACCUGCGACGUGCAUACAGAGUAUACAGUAUGUGCUGCCUAGAAUCCAGUCAUCUGCUAUGCAUGAAAGGACAAAAUUGGAGUUCCCGAUGAACUUGAAGUAUCUUUCUCUGCUUACAGAAACUAAUCCUUCAGAUGUUCUUGUUGAAAUUCACUCGAUCAGUUCACUGGGACAUGUAGUACGCAGUUCCAGCACCUCUAAAUCAACGAAAUCACGUCUCUCCCAGAGCCGGUGAACUCAGUUAACAGACGCCGGGAAGCGUCGGCGAACAUUUUGUCUCUAACAAAAGAUGUUCCCCACGGCGUGAUCUGACACGAAGACUUUGAAACACUAUGUAUGUAAAUACUUAACCAUGAUUAAAAGAAGACUCACAAACUCUGAGAUGGGGUCAUAGUCGAUCCUGAAGCCUGCAAUCACCCUCAAAAUGGAGAGUAUUUUUCUAUAGGGUUAACAUACGGAAAAUUUCUUAUCUACGGCGGUAUAGUAGGAGCUAUUUUUAUUUCAUGUCUUCCAUCUAGUAAUGCCGGCCGCGGUGGUCUAGCGGUUCUAGGCGCUCAGUCCGGAACCGUGCGACUGCUACGGUCGCAGGUUCGAAUCAUGCCUCGGGCAUGGAUGUGUGUGAUGUCCUUAGGUUAGUUAGGUUUAAGUCGUUCUAAUUUCUAGGGGACUGAUGACCUCAGAUGUUAAGUCCCAUAGUGCUUACAGCCAUUUGACCCAUUUGAACUUAGGUCAAAAUAAACGCGAAGUUACUUUUCUUAUAUUACACCAGACCGACACACGGAGUUUUUCCAUUAGAUAUAGACCGUUCUGGUCGCCUACUGGUUGUUUAAUGAGACAUUGUUCCAAGAUUUGUCACAAUAGUUAUUUCUAAGUGAGUUUAUGCAAUUUGUACUGUGUUUUGGAAAAAAAUGAAGCCUGUCAAAAAGAGAAAUGUGGCCGUUUCUAGUAAUUGAUGAAGCUGCUUCAAAAGAGAAAUGGUCAACAAUUCCGACAAAAAUAAAUCGCCAAUUCUGUUGCAGUUUUGGUGAAAUCUUGUAAUCCACCAUAUUUUUAAUAGCAAAGAACUGGAAUGGAAACUUACCAAAGGAUUUUCUCCCUGUUCUUCACGUGAAAAGUAUGAAAAUAAUUCGUAGCAAAUGGUGUACCACAUUUCUAUUCCUAUCCAACAACAUAAAUGAAGGAACUGCAUAUUUAUUUUCAUGUCUAAGAUAUACUUCUUGAUAAGCUGUAGACCUGAUUUGUCUUCCUUUCCUCACGUAAUAAACCACUUUUUCACUUUGUUUAAGUUGCAGAAAGAAAAAAAAAAAUGCUAAGUUUCAGUACCACCCGUUCCUUAUUAAAAAGACAAUGGAGUAUUAAGUUACUCUGAAAUUACAACAAAAGAGACGAUUCAUUAUCCCCUGACUUGUUUACCUUCCCUCUUUCCGGAAAGUGUCACCAGUGACUAUUUUUGGUUAAAAAAAUAUUAAUAACUCAGAUGAAAAUAAUUCGCCAGUUUUGUUGCAAUCGCAGGGGAAUUCUGCAACACAGUGUAUCUUUAAUUAUGAAUAGCUGGGACUGAAACUUACUAAAGGACUUUCUUUCUACACCACAGUUGUAUUUGACAUAUCAAAAAGGACAGCAAAUACCGUACAAUAGGGAGUGAAUCUUCUUACUAUAAAUAUUUUUUUUAAUUCAUCAGUGAUAUUGAUUUUGACGAAUAAUUGGCAAGAUUGUGCAAGUCGUCAGUGUAUUCACAGCUAAGUAGUUACGAAAGAGUGUUAUUGGGUCAUUUUUACUUUACAGCAAAAAUGCUGUAUUUUUCUAUUAGAAAUAAAUUUGGUGCCUGUGUAUCUGCGGAUAAGUGUUACAAAAACAUGAUAACCAUUACUUUAUGAACCACUUAGACUACUCAUUAAAGUUAAAUUAAAAGAUAAUUAUGAUGGAGAAAUUCAUCACUUCACUCUAAAUGGGGACAGGAACAUAAACAUGGUACACUAGUUGCUGUGAAAAAUUCUCGUACUUCUCAGAUGAGGAACAGGGAGAAAAUCCUAUGGUAAGUUUCCAUUCCGACCGCUCACUAUCAAAAAUAAGGCGGAUUACAGGAUUCCGCCAAAUCUGCAACCGAACUGGAAAUUUCUUUCUAUUUGAAUUGUUAAAGAUUUCCCUUAUGAAGAAGCUUCAUCAGUCAUGAGGAAUGGAUAUAUUUAUAUUGUUGACAGUUUUGAUGCUUUUUUUGCCAAAACCACGGUAUAAGCCGUGCAAUAGCUAUUGCGACAAUCUUGAAGUAGAGUGUGUUAUUAAACAAGCAAGGCGACCAGAAUAGUCGGUACUUUAUCGAAAACCUCAGUGUGACGCUUUGCUGUAACGUAAGACAAGAAAUUUCGCGUUUAUUUAUAUCAAAUUCUCUUUUCAAUAUCUGUCGAUGACUUAAAAAAUAAUUACAGUACUGGAUUGAAGAAAUAAAAUCGCCGUAGAUAAGAAAGUUUCGUAUGUUACGUUAUAGAAAAAUUCUCUCCUCUUCGCGUGGUAUCGUUUGCCAAACUCCCGUACUGAUACCACGAACGGUUUAAGGAGACAUGACGUAUGUUACGAAUAUUUCAUUCUCGCCCGCGUGCGCUCUCAGGUGUAUAAGCUACAGAAAAUGCAUUUUCUCGAGAUUGGAGACUGACGGAGACCUUCAAAGUCCAAAGAAAAAUUCCUUAUCUUGGCUAAACUUCACUCGCAGCAAAAUAUGGAGUAACAUGCACCAAACGCAAAAUCAUAGCGACUCACAUCUUUCAUUGCAAACUUUUUCGAAUUUCUGGCAGCGACUUACUUAAUUGUGAAUAUUACAAUAACUAUGACGAUUAUCGAAAUUUUGGGCAAAUCGCCUUGAGGACGACAUAUGAAGCAAUUAGUAACGUGAAAAUAACAUUUUUUUGCCUAUUUGUUUCUGUAAAAUUGUUAGAGAAGGAUUGCAGGGUUUGCGCCUCGAUUCUGUCAGCGCAGCGCGACACUAACCGGCGAAAGCGGGCAGAGUGUGUCUCGUUCAUUGCGGCCGGGUGGCAGCCGCGAGAGCGACUGCCAUCGUGUGUUGCUUCGUCAUAUGACAAGGGGAUAUUUUCCGCACUGGCUAGAGCCGCCUCGCGCUGUGCCAUCCUGCGCAGGUAGCCCACUUUAUUUCUGUACGCACCCUUACUUCUGCAAGCUAGCACGUUAAUUUCUGAGUUCAUAUGCCAUUUGCGAAACUGUAUACAUCCCACCUCCCAACUCUAAUUUCAUCGCUAAAGCCAUAAUUACGCCUAACACACCAUGCUGUUCGUUUACUAAUUUCUUUGUUUUUCUUGCCUCUCGUAGUAGUUACCAAGUUGAUGAAUGUCUCCAUUUAUCAAUGAAUUGCCCACAAUUUCUGAAAAGCUGUCGUACCCAGAACUCAAAA